CUUAUUUGAGUGUAAAUUCAUCAACAAACCGACAACUUCAUAUGUAAAAACUACAGAAUCUAAGAACAUAAGACCUCAAGAUGUUGUCGAUCAACUUAACAAAAGCAAUAAAGGAUCGCCUAUUACCUUCUCUGGAGGUAUGCAAUGGAAACGCUAAGAUGAUCAGGUGUUGGGCUUCAAUCGUAGCUCCUUAUUUGAUAGAUUUGUAUACAACAUAUUGUUCAUUCCACGAAAAAUCCAAUCAACUUUACACUUACUUAGAAAACAUCUCACUUAAAAAAGCUAGUUUACUACAAGGAGGUGAUGGAUUAAGUGAGAUAUCAGAACGAAACAGUUAUUCUACAGGAUUACUCAAGAUUCAUUUGAAUACACCUGUUCAACGCAUUCAGUGCUAUCAUUUAUUAGUGGGUAGACUUAAAAAAGAGGCGAACAUUUCUGACAUCAAAGCCAUGGAUGAUGCCCAAAAAAUACUAAGGGGAAUGUGCGAAACGCUGAACGUGACAAUCAAUCUUUGGGGUCUAACGAUUAGACCAUCAAAGCUUGGAAAAUUUUUAUUGGAAGGUGAUUUCACUGUAACUCAUACCAACCAAUCUAUAAAGUGCAAAAAGCAGUCACAUGUAAUCCUUUUCAGCAGGAGGUUGUUAUUUACAAAAUGUUCAACCUCUGUGAAGAAAUGUCUUACAAAUGUAAAAAGUUAUCAACAGUAUCAGUUUCCAUGUUUAGAAGAUUUUAUGAGAUUCUUCGAAUUUUCUCACAAUAUCAAUCUAAUGUCUAACAAGAUAGUAUACGAAGUUGAAGGAGAGUUAUGUCUUCGUCAUAUCGGAUUAUCCUCGAAUUCAGAUAACAAUGAUACUGACAACCGAUAUUUUUCCUUAUUCACUGAAAAUUAUACUUCCAUACAUCACUUUAAAUCAGUUAAUACAUCAAUCAAACAAAUUUGGGUAGAUACUAUCAAACAUUUACUAAUGAAUCAAUUACACCAAUUACGAAAUAAAAGAAAGUUAUAUUUACAAAUGAUGCUCACUAAACAGGAAGCAAUUUUAAGUAAUUAUCAAAUUAUAAAUCCUGGGAUUAAUUCAAGUUUCAAAUCAUUUGAAAUAUCUCAACAACAACAAAAACAACAACAGCAACAAAUGAAGAGGAGAAAUGAAAUUAAGAAUAAGAAAUGACUAAAAAGUAUUUCAUUGUGAACAAAAUGAUUCAUUUAUUCCCUCAAUAUUUAGUCAUGAGUAUUUUAAUCGAACUCUACAUACGUUCUAGUUGAUAUCUCGAAGUAAAUUCAAUAUUACUUGUUUGCAAAUGUAAAAGUCUGUAAAUGAAGACUGUUUAAAAUGGCCUCACAAAACAUUCAAG
Heterobilharzia americana is the source of this 1353-nucleotide messenger RNA. The record is from the annotation of a GenBank genome assembly. Lineage: Eukaryota; Metazoa; Platyhelminthes; Trematoda; Strigeidida; Schistosomatidae.